UUCCACCAUGGUUUUUAAUUCGCCCUUCAAAUCUUUAUGCCUACGAGAGCAUGGACAUCGAGUUUGAGUGCGCCGUGGCUGGAAAACCCGUGCCUACGGUGGAGUGGAUCAAGAAUGGAGAAGUCGUCAUCCCUAGUGACUAUUUUCAGAUAGUGGGUGGCAGCAACUUACGGAUUCUGGGCUUGGUAAAGUCAGAUGAAGGUUUUUAUCAGUGCGUGGCUGAAAACGAAGCUGGAAACGCGCAGGCCAGUGCACAGCUCAUCAUCCCAGAGCCUGCUGUCCCAAGUUCCAGUGUCCUCCCCUCUGCCCCCCGAGAUGUGGUCCCUGUUUUGGUCUCCAGCCGAUUUGUCCGUCUCAGCUGGCGCCCACCCGCAGAACCCAGAGGCAGCGUCCAGACGUACACGGUCUUCUUCUCCAGGGAUGGCGUCAACAGGGAACGGGCUGUCAACACAUCUCAAGCCGGGCUCCUUCAACUCACCGUGGGCAACCUGAAGCCGGAGGAGACCUACACCUUCCGAGUGGUGGCCUACAACGAGUGGGGCCCAGGAGAGAGCUCGCAACCGGUCAAGGUGGCCACCCAACCGGAGCUGCAAGUCCCCGGGCCGGUGGAGAACCUACGGGCUGUGUCUACCUCACCCACCUCCAUUCUGGUCUCCUGGGAUCCCCCAGCCUACGCAAACGGUCCCGUUCAAGGCUACAGGCUCUUCCUCACGGAGACGGCGACGGGGAGGGAGCAGAACGUGGAGGUGGACGGGCUCUCCUACCGUUUGGAGGGGCUGAAGAAGUUCACCGAGUACAACCUCCGCUUCCUCGCCUACAACCGCUACGGCCCCGGCGUCUCCACCGAGGAUGUGACGGUCACCACGCUCUCAGAUGUGCCCAGCUCGAUGCCUCAGAACGUCUCCUUGGAAGUGGUCAACUCCAGGAGCAUCAAAGUUAGCUGGUUGCCUCCACCACCGGGUACUCAAAAUGGAUUUAUUACAGGCUAUAAAAUCCGACACAGAAAGACUACCCGCAGGGGCGAGAUCGAAACGCUGGAGCCAAACAACCUCUGGUACUUGUUCACAGGACUGGAGAAAGGAAGCCAGUACAGUUUCCAGGUGGCUGCCAUGACAGUGAACGGGACGGGUCCCCCCUCGGACUGGUACACGGCGGAAACGCCCGAGAACGAUCUGGACGAAUCUCAGGUUCCUGACCAGCCAAGCUCUCUUCACGUCAGGCCCUUGACAACGAGCAUCGUCAUGAGUUGGACUCCGCCGCUCAACCCGAACAUCGUGGUCCGCGGGUACAUCAUCGGCUACGGCGUGGGCAGCCCCUACGCGGAGACCGUGCGGGUGGACAGUAAACAGCGCUACUACUCCAUUGAAAAUUUGGAGCCGAAUUCCCACUACGUGAUUUCCUUAAAGGCCUUCAACAACGCCGGCGAAGGGGUGCCGCUCUACGAAAGCGCGACCACCAGGUCCAUGACAGACCCCAUUGAUCCAUUAGAAGUUGAUUUUUAUCCUUUGCUUGAUGAUUUCCCUACCUCAGUCCCAGAUAUCUCCACCCCCAUGCUCCCACCAGUAGGUGUCCAGGCUGUUACACUUACUCAUGACGCAGUGAGGGUCAUCUGGGCAGACAACUCUGUCCCAAAGAACCAAAAGACAACGGAGGUUCGCUUCUACACGGUCCGAUGGAGAACGAGCUAUUCGACAAGUGCUAAGUACAAGUCGGCAGAUACCACCGCCCUGAGUCACACCGUGACGGGCCUGAAGCCCAACACCAUGUACGAGUUCUCCGUCAUGGUCACCAAAGGUCGGAGGUCCAGCACCUGGAGCAUGACGGCCCACGCCACCACCUAUGAAGCAGCUCCAACCUCUGCUCCCAAGGAUUUGACAGUCAUCACGCGGGAAGGGAAGCCCCGGGCUGUCAUUGUCAGCUGGCAGCCACCAUUGGAAGCCAAUGGAAAAAUUACUGCUUACAUCCUCUUCUACACGUUGGACAAGAACGCUCCCAUCGACGACUGGAUGAUGGAGUCCAUCAGCGGCGACCGCCUCACCCACCAGAUCAUGGACCUCAACUUGGACACCGUCUACUACUUCCGAAUCCAGGCUCGCAACGCCAAGGGAGUGGGACCCCUCUCCGAUCCCAUUUUCUUCCGGACUCUGAAAGCCGAGCACCCUGACAAAAUGGCUAAUGACCAAGGGCGUCACGGGGAUGGUUCCUACUGGCCGGUGGACACCAACAUGAUAGACAGGAGCAGCCUCAACGAGCCUCCCAUCGGGCAGAUGCACCCUCCCCACGGCAGCGUGACCCCCCAGAAGAACAGCAACCUCCUCGUCAUCAUCGUGGUCACCGUGGGCGUCAUCACGGUGGUGGUGGUGGCCGUGGUGGCCGUCAUCUGCACCAGGCGCUCCUCGGCACAGCAGAGGAAGAAACGUGCAACUCACAGUGCUGGUAAAAGGAAGGGCAGCCAGAAGGACCUGAGACCCCCAGAUCUGUGGAUACAUCAUGAAGAGAUGGAAAUGAAGAACAUCGAGAAGCCAGCAGGCUCGGACCCGGCGGGAAGGGACUCCCCGAUGCAGAGCUGCCAGGACAUCACCCCCGUCAGCCACAGCCAGUCAGAAACACAGCUGGGCAGCAAGAGUGCUCCACAACCCGGGCCCGAGGCAGAAGAUGUUGGAAGCAGCAUGUCCACGUUGGAGCGCUCGCUGGCUGCCCGCAGAGCCACCCGGGCCAAGCUCAUGAUCCCCAUGGAUUCACAACCCAACAACCCUCCCGUGGUCAGUGCCAUCCCGGUGCCAACCCUUGAGAGUGCCCAGUACCCCGGGAUCCUGCCGUCCCCCACCUGUGGAUACCCCCACCCCCAGUUCACCCUUCGCCCGGUGCCCUUCCCGACCCUCUCCGUGGACAGGACCUUCGGAGCAGCAAGAACGGUAAAUGAAGGAGCAGCACCUCAGCAGCCUUCCAUGCUCCCCCAGCCCCAACCUGAGCACUCCACCACCGAGGACGCCCCCAGCAGAACCAUCCCCACCGCCUGCGUCCGCCCCACGCACCCGCUCCGCAGCUUCGCCAACCCCCUGCUACCUCCCCCCAUGAGUGCAAUAGAACCCAAAGUCCCUUACACGCCACUUCUGUCCCAAACAGGGCCCAACCUCCCCAAGGCUCAGGUGAAAACGGCAUCCCUUGGCUUGGCGGGGAAAGCCAGGUCACCUCUGCUGCCCGUCUCGGUCCCCACGGCCCCGGAGGUCGCGGAAGAAGGCCACAAGCAGACGGAGGACGCCACCAACGUUUACGAGCAGGAUGAUCUGAGCGAACAGAUGGCCAGUUUGGAGGGGCUAAUGAAGCAACUCAACGCUAUCACAGGCUCAGCCUUCUAACAGCUCUUGAUGAAGCGAUAAUUAUCCCGGAGCAUUGCAGCAAACCAGGAUUUCACGCCUACCACCCACGUCCACCACCCCAUCAAAUCAUCUCCUCGCCGGUACGCGCAAGGAAAACGCCUGCAAAGUUCUAAAAGGAAUGAUAAAAUGAAGAAAAAAAAGGAAAGAAUAUGGAUGGAAACGUGCCGGAAGUGUAGACCUGGCGUCUCAAGCGAUGGAAGGGUGGCAAGGCGCGGUGACAUCACCACGAUGUCAUAGCCAAGGCCACCAGCUUGCUCAUGUUGAUCUAUUAGUCUUCGUAGAGCUCGAGUUGUUCCUGACUAACUCAUGUUUUACUCCGUAGAGGUUGGUAGCUCUUUGUCUAGGUCUAGUCUUUACCUCAUGCAAGUCUGUUUUUGAAACCUAGCCCACACCGUUAACGAGACGGCGCCGUAGGUCACUCGUUUGGGUUUUGUUUUUCUUUAAAAAAUAGGCAAUUCCUGACUGUGAAAAAACCCGUAGGGAAUCAUCACCACCACCACCAAAAAUCUGGAAGUUCUCCCCAAACAGCACAAAAGGGACAAAUCACUAAUUUCUUUGGUUGUCUCCAUGGCUCAUCUCUUCGAAGUCGGGGGAAUGGGGGGGACACGAGCUGGUUGCUGUUGAAUUCCACCAUUUUAGCAAAUCCUCCCGUCGUUAAUGUUUUACAUGUGGCAAACAGAGAACCCAGGAAUGUCAGAAAAAAAGAGAAGAACACAAAAAAAAAGGUCCACAUUGGUGGCCCACUUGGAAAAGGAGGAGGUAAUAUGCAAUUUUCUCCGACACGCCGUCAUUCCGUGCUUAAACCUGGCAUCAAACAGGGGUGGCCUUUGUGAGGGACCACCCUACGAUGACACCGGGGCCACCGGAGAGAGAAACGGAGCUGAAGUUUCCCCCUGGGGAUGGAGGACCCCUCCACCUGGGAUGAGGAUGGGCAGAGGAUGAGGAUGGGCAACAGGCUCAACAAGCCUUGGAGAGGAACCACGGAGUGAAGAACCCCUAAAUUAAUUAGGAGGGGCUUUUCCUUAAUAAUUCCUGCUUGGGAUGGGCAGUAUUCCAUGGGAGGAGGGAGCAAGGAGCACGGAGAGAAGUAGGACACCCUGAACCAUCCAUCUUUAGGGAUUCCCUCUCCUUGUCCUGGAGCUUCAGCUGGGCGUUACGGUGUUUAUCGACAACCAAAACUGGUUGAAUAGCCUAAAUUUGCUAAAUUUCAAGCUGCAUCCAGCGUUAAUCCCUGUUUAUGCAGCUGAAUCACCAAAAGGCAGCUCAUUUGCAUAUUUAUCAGUUAGGAGGCUGCAAAACCCAAUGAGAGAGUUUCAGAUGAAUUAUUCCAUUCAGCUCUUGCCUUUGAUUUCAAGCUUGAGUGGGUCAUAAUUUUAAAAGAGCAUGGAAAGGAUAGGAUCUUUACAACCUAAUAGCUCCUUUUAUUAGGUGGGUAAUUAUAUGUGAAUCUCCGAAUAAAAUAUUUUGAGUAAAAUGGCACCGCAACAGAAGUAAUAAUUCAGAUUAUUUCCUACGGCUGGAAAGGAAAUCAGAUGUCAAGGAAGGAUUCAAAUGCUUCAUUAGGAACUCCAGUGUGUUUGUGAAAAUGCCCCUUUAAAAAUGCCUUGUUAUUCAAUUUACUCAAGUCUUUUAAUGAAAUACUGCUCAGGAGGGGCGGGGGAAAUCAGGGCUGCGUGGAAGGCUGAGCUUCCCAGUUAGCAUCACAGUUCUGAGAGAUUUGUAACCCAAACCCUCUACUUAAAAUAAAACGCACAAAUCUUUCCCCAUGAAAAGCCAGCUCAGCUGUUAGACCCUAUAAAAUCAUAAAAUCACCACCUCCUUUUAUUUUUUUUCCUCGAAAAAUAAAGGCUCAGCGCAGCUCUGACAUUGUCGAAAGAGGAACAGAAGGUCAAACCUGUCUCUGGUUUUAUCGGGGAUGAAAUAUCUCCUUCCCCUGGAUUUGCAGCAGGAGAGCUGGGAACAGGAGCUGCCCCCAGGGCCAGUUAAAAAACUCAAUUAUUCCCUUUAAACACCGAGGUUUUGGGGUUGUUUUUUUUUUUUUAAUUUUUCCUUCACCUCCCCUGAGCUACUAAAUUUGGGUGUCGUUGCCCUAAGGAGCCUUGGAGACGUUCCCAACCUUCGUUUGGGGGCGAUUUUAGUGUAAUUCCUAAUUAAUUAGUAAGCAGGCAUCGCUUUUCAAAUUUCACUUUACGUGUGAACUGCCUGACUUGCAAAACUCAAACGAGAUUAUUUUUUUUUAGCAUAAAUCUUCCCCGUCACAUUUUGCUGACGCUCUAUUUAUUUGCAUUGAGCUUGGCCAGGAGAAUUCCUUUGGAUUUUGAUGAAUUUUUUAACUGCUGGAAUAUUUGUAGCCCGUGGCUACCACCAGAAAAAUGGGAUGAGAAACCUGGGCUUGUGAAGGUUGCUGGUACCAUGGAAGAUCUUUAGCUGAGGGCUGCCCUAAACAGAUGGAAAAAACCACCAGAGCCAAAAAAAUAUAUAUUUUUUUCCUCCCCCCCCCCUUUUUUUCUGCUUGAAGACCUAAAAAUGGAGCAAUAUCCACGGGUCAAAAGGCUGAGGGCUCCUUAGCUCAACAUCUUGAGUCACCAUCCCUGGACGUGUUUAAGGGCCGUUUAGAUGGGGUACUGAGGGACAUGGUGUAGGGGAGGACUUUGUAGAGUAGGGUAGAUGGUUGGACUCGAUGAUGCCAAGGGUCUCUUCCAACCUGAAUGAUUCUAUGAUCUUUGUGGACUGCUUAGAUGUUCCCAUCUGGGGAGAAGGUUCAGUCACUUGGGAGAAGGUUCAAUCACUUGGAGAAACUCUUUAAUUCUUGAAAGAGGGUGGAUGAUCUGCUUGUUCUCUUUGCCUGUGAUCUUGAUAACCUCACAAUUUAGGGCUGGAGAUCUCUACUGCCAAAAUUUUGCCCUAGGGUUUGUGGUGGCACUUCUCAGGGAGUGAGGACCAUCGCGUGGGACAUGGCUUAGUGGUGGUUUUAUCAGUGUUGGGUUGACGGUUGGACUCGAUGAUCUGAAAGGUCCCCUUCCAACCCAAACCAUUCCAUGAUUCCAUGAUAUCCCCUGUACUGGUCUGGCUGUUUGUCCACCCCCUUCUUUGGGAACUGGUGAUUCCCAACGAAGAGGCAGCCAGAAACUGGAGAAGCACAACCAUAGUCAUGUAGCUCCGAGCAGGAUUGACUUCUCCAGGUUUCCCCAGCAGGUUUGGAAAUGCCUCAAAGGUUUCUCCUUGCCCUCCCCACGUCACGCAGCCACCAGCAAUGACCAUCCCAAUGUGCUCUGGCCACUUUGCACUGGUAGCAAUGGGGUCCCAUGUGGCUUGGGACAUGGUGUGUUGGAUGUUGCUGUAAGAUUCUGCCUCAAAGUGGCCGUUUUUUGCAUCCACACUCCUCGAGCCUCAUCUUUUAGCAACUUCAGUACUUUUUUAAAGGAGCAUCUUUUCACCAACCUCUGUCCUCAGCCACCUCCUUAAAAACCAGCUUAGGUGGGAUGCUGUGCAUUGGGCUUGAGUCCCUCCUUGACAUUUCUCCAGCUGAAAUUAAUUUUUCAAGUGUUUCUCCAGAGCUUCUGGCCAUGUUUGUGGUCCAUGCUCACUCGCUCUGGCAUCUUCUCCCAAAACACAGCAGCACAACCCGGAGAACUCCAGGCAAGGUGAUGGCAGGGCUGGUUCCCACCUGGAAGGAUGGUGCUGAGGUAACGGUUGAGGCCACCUCGGGGUCCUUCCAGCCCUUGGGAAGUAUCAGGCUUCUUCUAAAGUGGGAGCGGAUGGUGUAAUUCCUGCUGUAGCUCAUCAAGGGUCCUCCAGGACACCUUCCUACCUGCUACCUAAGGCUGAAUCCACACCCAAGAUGCUCCCACAGGCUACCGGCAACCCGCAUGGACCACCUUCAGCCAUCCCCAUGGUGACACCAGGGGAGAGCUGGGAUGUCACCGAGGAGCUCAGAAAAUCCAAAAUAGUUGGAAAAGGAAAGGCUGGUGGGAAGAGAAGGCGGCGAAUCUGCAACACGUCUGAGAUGGAUGGAAAAAGUGGAGUUCUUCCCAAAAAAUCAUGGCUUCGUAGAUGAUCCAAGAUUGUUUUUCCUGUUGGCUUCAUUUCCCCACGUCCCCCUUGGCUGCUCAGUGUCCUGUCUGGUGUCGAGCUGGCUUCUCGGAGGCUCCAUGACCUGGUUUUUUGGGGUUUCUUUGGUGGUUUUUUGGUUUUUUUAACGUUCUCAGCGAGAGGCAUUUGAACGCAUCCUCAUCCUGGGGCUCGGGGUGGCUGGAGGGCCCCCCUCUACCCCCCCCGGGGACCAUCCUGCUUCACUGUGUGCUCUCCGUGGAAUUCCUGGGGUGAGGAAUCAGCCCCGGGAGGAGAAGGGACGAUGCUCUUUUUAUUCUUGUAACAUAGAACCUCGGCGACUCCCACGUCGGCGAAUCGCCGCCUUGUUGGGGACCGGGGUGGUUUUG
This is a messenger RNA of Calidris pugnax (ruff), 7819 nucleotides long. RefSeq names its product DCC netrin 1 receptor (gene DCC). Gene Ontology annotation, cellular component: membrane. NCBI's taxonomy places the organism in Eukaryota, Metazoa, Chordata, Aves, Charadriiformes, Scolopacidae. The transcript is spliced from 24 exons. The annotation marks the transcript as partial. Gene Ontology annotation, molecular function: protein binding. The record is from RefSeq and is a predicted model, not a curated record. Gene Ontology annotation, biological process: cell-cell adhesion.